AUGGCGUCAUGGUUCGGAGCCGGUACUUCGGCCAUGGACGAGCAGGUCGAGAGAGCAACCUCGAGUAGCUUGGAGGACAUUGCCCUCAAUCUGGAGAUCACAGACCUGAUCCGAUCAAAGACGAUCCCACCCAAGGAGGCUAUGCGCUCGCUGAAACGGAGGAUUGGCAACAAGAAUCCAAACAUCCAACUGGCCGCUCUGAGCUUGACCGACACGUGCGUUAAGAACGGCGGAGAGCAUUUCAUCCAGGAAAUUGCCUCGCGCGAGUUUAUGGACAACCUUGUCUCAUUCCUCAACACUCCACUGAACGAUGAAGUCAAGACCAGGAUCCUAGAUCUCAUCCAGUCCUGGGCUACUGCUGCUACAGGCCGCUCCUCGCUAGGCUACAUCGACGAGACAUACCGCUCCCUGCAGAGAGAAGGUUUCCGUUUCCCUCCCAAGACUGAAGUCGCCGCCACCAUGUUUGACAGUAGUGCGCCUCCAGAGUGGACAGACUCGGAUGUCUGUAUGCGCUGCCGAGAACGCUUCACCUUUACCAACCGUAAACACCAUUGUCGAAACUGCGGAAAUGUCUUCUGUGGUCAGUGUUCAGCAAAAUCCAUACCUCUGCCUCACCUCGGCAUCCUCCAACCUGUCCGUGUCGACGAUGGCUGUUAUGCCAGACUUACAGAAAAGUCGCGCACCACCCCUCUCCCUACCCACAUCAACGCCAUGAAGCCUCCGACUGGUGCCCGCAUGCAGGCCCGCGACCCUCGUGUCGCCGAAGACUCGUUCGACGCCGACUUGAAAAGAGCACUUGAGAUGAGCUUGGAAGAAUCAAAAGGUCACUCUGGUGCAGGAUACGUGCCGCAAUCACAGAUGGCUACACCCAAGCCAGUUCAAAAGGCGCCUACGCCAAAGAAAGAGGAAGAAGACGACCCGGAGUUGGCAGCCGCUAUUGCUGCAUCGCUCGCCGACAUGGAAGAACAAAAGAAGAAACAUGCUGCUAGCUUCAAGCAACAGCAGCAGAGAUCGAGUACACCCAGUGUAUACGCUCCCAAAACCAACAACGAGCUCACAGCGGUUGAAGCCGAGAAUAUCAAUCUAUUCGCAACUUUGGUUGACCGCCUGCAGCAUCAACCCCCUGGUGCCAUUCUGCGCGAACCCCAGCUUCAGGAGCUGUAUGAGAGUAUCGGAGCAUUGAGGCCCAAACUUGCCAGAACUUAUGGAGAGACUAUGAGCAAACACGACACACUACUCGACAUUCACUCUAAGAUGGCUACUGUCGUCCGAUACUACGAUCGCAUGCUGGAAGAACGCUUGUCCAACACAUACAACCAGUCGCGCUAUGGAGCUCCUCGUCCUCAAUCUGGCAUGUAUCCUUCGUUGUCUGCCGGUGUUGGAGCCCCGCCUUCAGCACCAAUGGGCGGCGUUGAAAGCUACUACAACAGUUCGGCACCGGCCAUGGAGUCGCAUGCCUACAACCAAAGCCCGUAUCCAUCCUUCAACCAGCACCAGCAAUACGCCCAACAAGGUUACCCUCAGCAGGCCCCACCCGAAGCUGCAUAUCAGCAACAAUACUCUCAGUACCCGCCACAGGUUCAGCCUCAGCAACAACCUCCUAGCACUCCUCAGCAACAACAUCAACAACAAUACGCUCAACCACCUCAACAAUACGCUCCUCCUCAACAGCAGAAUCCUGUCUCACCUCCCGAGCAUCAGCAAUCAUACUCUGAGCCUUCUGCCCCUCAGCCUGUAAGCCCAGAAUCAUACGCUCAACCACCCACACAACAUCAACAACCCCCACCUCAGUAUCAGCAGCAGCCUUACCAACAGCAGCCGCCUCCUCAACAACAACAUCAACAGUACUCUCAGCCUCAAGCGCAGCCUCAACAACAGCAGCAACAGCAGUGGCCUCAAGCACCAUCAACGCAUAACGGCUACGGGCAGGAGAGCUUCCCUCAAGCCCCACAGAACGUACCUGCUCAGCCAAAGGUAGAAGAGAGUCUGAUUGAGUUAUAA
Messenger RNA from Aureobasidium pullulans EXF-150, 2001 nucleotides. Its product is annotated as ubiquitin binding protein. The record is from RefSeq and is a predicted model, not a curated record. Gene Ontology annotation, cellular component: ESCRT-0 complex. Gene Ontology annotation, biological process: protein targeting to vacuole; protein transport to vacuole involved in ubiquitin-dependent protein catabolic process via the multivesicular body sorting pathway. The transcript is spliced from 2 exons. Gene Ontology annotation, molecular function: ubiquitin binding; phosphatidylinositol-3-phosphate binding; metal ion binding. Bases 1 to 2001 code for a protein of 666 amino acids. NCBI's taxonomy places the organism in Eukaryota, Fungi, Ascomycota, Dothideomycetes, Dothideales, Saccotheciaceae.